AUGCUUGACCUAUACUGCAACGCUGUAGUGACCGACUCUGCCUCUGACCUGAUCACCGACAUUGGUCGGUGUGUCGCGGGACCUUGCAUCAACUAUUGUUGCGAUGGAGAGGAGAGGCGGUAUGAAGACUGA
Geosmithia morbida is the source of this 132-nucleotide messenger RNA. RefSeq lists its product as uncharacterized. The transcript has 2 exons. Lineage: Eukaryota; Fungi; Ascomycota; Sordariomycetes; Hypocreales; Bionectriaceae. The record is from RefSeq and is a predicted model, not a curated record. The coding region runs from base 1 to 132 and encodes 43 amino acids.